Capsella rubella is the source of this 512-nucleotide messenger RNA. RefSeq names its product protein RALF-like 32. The coding region runs from base 23 to 358 and encodes 111 amino acids. NCBI's taxonomy places the organism in Eukaryota, Viridiplantae, Streptophyta, Magnoliopsida, Brassicales, Brassicaceae. The record is from RefSeq and is a predicted model, not a curated record. The transcript has a single exon.
ACAUCAUCUCAUUCAUCAAAACAUGGAGUACUACACAUUCACCGAGAACGACGAAGAACGUGUAUCGGGAAACCAUCACGUGAAGAACACGUGGGUGAAAGAACGUUACGAGAGCGAUGAAGAAGAUGCAGAAGUGAACAAACUCAUCCUAAAGGAAGACGAAGAGACUAAAGAUAUGGUGACAUCGCAGAGUGGUGAGAGGUUGAUGUUGACGAGUAAGGUGAGGUAUCUCAACUAUGAUGCUCUCAAACAUGACACGGGGGCUCCGGCAGCUUCCGGUGGUGGAGGAAGAGCCUUGCCUCCUCCGUCUAACAGGUACCACCGUGGCCACCCCAAGUACUACCGAUGCAGGGGUUGAAGUGAAAACUCUACGAAUACAAGAACCCUAUGUAUUGUAAUAAUAAGUUUGUUGAGUGUAUAUGUAUACUCCAUGCAACGUGUGUUAUCUAAAGACUAAUUAUAAGAGAAACAACCAAUUAUGGAAGUAGAUAUAUGGAAGGUAGUUGCAACAA